Molecule: messenger RNA, 2886 nt
Organism: Eutrema salsugineum
Lineage: Eukaryota; Viridiplantae; Streptophyta; Magnoliopsida; Brassicales; Brassicaceae
Product: zinc finger CCCH domain-containing protein 30
Exons: 2
Coding region: 296-2467 (723 amino acids)
Molecular function (GO): metal ion binding; protein binding
Source: RefSeq, a predicted model, not a curated record
CUUGGGAAAUGGAGAUGGUAGAAGAACAAGCUCUCGCCAUUUCUUCUUCUUCUUCUCUCUAAAAAGACUUCACCGAUUCCUUAUUUAUUCGUUUUCCUCUCCCAGAUUUUCUCGGGAAAAUAUUUAUAUUUCCUCCUCUUUCUUCUCACUUGUUCCUUAACACUCCUUUUCUAGAUCUACUAGAUACUGAUUUAUUAAACCAUCGAAAAGUCUCCGGCAAGAUGGAUUUGUUGGCGUUCUAUUAUUAAACUUGUAUAAAUCGAGAAAAUAAGAAUCCGAUUCCACAGAUGGAAGUAUGUGCUGUGGAUCAGACCGAUUAAACAAGAUCGUGUCAUCAACAUCUUCGUGGCCAGCUUCUUUCGAAGAUACCAAUCUUUUAACCAACACAGACAUGAAUCACUUGAGAGUCGAAACAGAGGAUACCUUCGCGAGCUUGCUUGAGCUUGCAGCAAACAACGAUGUGGAAGGUGUAAGGCUGUCCAUUGAGAGAGACCCUUCUUGCGUAGACGAAGCUGGUCUCUGGUACGGUCGUCAAAAAGGGUCAAAAGCUAUGGUCAACGAUCAGAGGACUCCAUUGAUGGUUGCUGCGACUUACGGAAGCAUCGACGUGAUCAAGCUUAUUGUCUCUCUAACCGACGCUAACGUGAACCGGGCCUGCGGGAACGAUCUGACCACCGCGCUACACUGCGCUGCCUCUGGAGGAGCUGUGAAUGCUAUCCAAGUGGUUAAGCUGCUACUCGCAGCUGGAGCUGACCUAAACCUGUUGGAUGCUGAAGGUCAACGAGCUGGAGAUGUUAUCGUUGUUCCUCCUAAGCUUGAAGGUGUGAAGCUGAUGCUUCAGGAGCUUCUUUCCGCUGAUGGAUCAUCAACUGCAGAACGGAACUUGCGGGUUGUGACGAAUCUUCCUAAUAGAAACAGCACUUCUCCGUCUCAUUCUCCUACCGGAGAGAACGGUGAGUAUCCGCUUGGUUCGCCGCUUGGUUCUCCGUUUAAGCUGAAAUCGACUGAGUUCAAGAAAGAGUAUCCUGUUGAUCCGUCUUUACCGGAUAUCAAGAACAGUAUCUACGCGACUGAUGAGUUCAGAAUGUAUUCCUUCAAGGUUCGUCCUUGUUCACGUGCCUACUCUCAUGAUUGGACAGAGUGUCCUUUUGUUCACCCUGGUGAGAACGCGAGGAGAAGAGACCCGAGGAAGUUCCACUACAGUUGUGUUCCAUGCCCUGAUUUUAGGAAAGGUGCUUGUAGACGAGGAGAUAUGUGCGAGUACGCGCACGGUGUGUUCGAAUGCUGGCUUCAUCCAGCUCAGUAUCGGACACGUCUCUGCAAAGAUGGAACAGGUUGUGCUCGACGUGUUUGUUUCUUUGCGCACACACCUGAGGAGCUUCGACCUUUGUACGCAUCUACCGGUUCAGCUGUUCCUUCGCCUCGUUCAAAUGCUGAUUAUGCAGCGGCUUUGAGUCUUCUUCCUGGUUCUCCAUCAGCUGUCUCUGUUAUGUCUCCUCUCUCACCAUCUGCAGCGGCGAACGGGAUGUCUCACUCGAACAUGGCUUGGCCGCAACCGAAUGUCCCGGCUUUGCACUUACCAGGAAGCAAUCUACAGUCAAGCAGGCUAAGAUCUUCUCUCAAUGCAAGAGACAUCCCGCAAGACGAGUUUAGUAUGUUAGCGGAUUACGAGCAGCAGCAACUUCUCAACGAGUUUUCCAAUUCGUUGAGCCGUUCUGGUCGGAUGAAAUCGAUGCCUCCUUCGAAUCUUGAAGAUCUUUUCUCAGCGGAAGGUUCUUCGUCUCCUCGGUUUACUGAUUCCGCUUUAGCUUCUGCGGUUUUCUCGCCUACGCACAAAUCCGCUGUCUUCAACCAGUUUCAGCAACAGCAACAGCAGCAACAGCAACAGCAGAGCAUGUUGUCUCCAAUCAACACGAGUUUCUCUUCACCAAAGAGCGUCGAUCACUCAUUGUUUUCUGGAGGAGGAAGAAUGUCUCCUCGGAAUGUGGUUGAGCCAAUAUCACCUAUGAGUUCUCGGGUUUCCAUGUUGGCUCAGUGCGUGAAGCAGCAGCAACAGCAACAACAGCAGCAGCAGCAACAACAACAACAUCAGUUCCGUAGCCUUAGCUCAAGGGAGCUUAGAACAAACUCGAGCCCAAUUGUUGGUUCACCGGUUAACAACAACUCGUGGUCAUCAAAAUGGGGAUCUUCAAAUGGUAAACCGGAUUGGGGAAUGAGCUCAGAGGCACUUGGUAAGUUGAGAUCUUCAUCAUCAUUCGAUGGCGAUGAGCCUGAUGUUUCGUGGGUUCAGUCAUUGGUGAAGGAGUCUCCAACCGAAGCCAAAGAGAAAGUAGCAGCGUCUUCUUCUUCUUCCUCUGGGGAAAACGUGAAGCAGCCAACAGCGGUUGAAGCGGUAAUGGAUCAUUCUGGUCUAGAAGCUUGGAUUGAGCAAAUGCAGCUCGAUCAGCUUGUAGCUCAGCAGAAUUGAGAGACCGAACCAAAGAAGCACGUUUUAUGGUCUGGUCUCUCUCUCUUUGGUAGAUAUAAAAACCUCUUUUUUACAGGUGGUGCUGGUGGUAGAAGGGUAACAAGAUUAACAAAGAAGGAAGAGAAAGAAGUUUUCUUUGUUUUUGGUCAAUUAAUUUUCACAUAAAAACAGAACGGUUUUUUUUUUUUUUUUCGGUUUAGAGAAGAAGAGAAGGGAACAAAAACAAGAAAAAGGUCUUAUGGGAAGAAGGGAGAAGAAAAAAAUCCUUCUGGGUUUUUACUUUCUCUCAUUUUCAUAUAUUUUUUUAGGAUUUCUUUCUCCCAUUAUCAUAAUUAUUAUUGUUAUUAUUAUUUUUUAUAUUAUUGUUAUGGCGAUUUGUUAUCGUUUCUUAUGAUAAUUAAAUUCUAUAAUCUUUAAUC